Messenger RNA from Tupaia belangeri chinensis (Chinese tree shrew), 427 nucleotides. RefSeq names its product baculoviral IAP repeat-containing protein 5-like. The coding region runs from base 1 to 420 and encodes 139 amino acids. NCBI's taxonomy places the organism in Eukaryota, Metazoa, Chordata, Mammalia, Scandentia, Tupaiidae. The record is from RefSeq and is a predicted model, not a curated record. The transcript is spliced from 2 exons.
AUGACCAAGAGAAUAGCCACAUUGACGCCCUGCGGUGCGCCACUAACCUCCGGGUUUGAAUUGCGGCACCGCUCGGCGGCAUGGGCACCCCCGUCCUUGCCCCCGGCCUGGCAGCUCUACCUCAAGGACCACCGCGUCUCUACGUUCAAGAACUGGCCCUUCUUGGAGGGCUGCUCCUGCACCCCGCAGCGGGUCAGGCCGCCCCGCCCCAUAGAGGAACAUAAAAAGCAUUCGUCUGGUUGUGCCUUCCUCUCUGUCAAGAAGCAGUUUGAAGAAUUGACCCUCGGUGAAUUUUUGAAACUGGACAGAGAACGAGCCAAGAACAAAAUGGCUAAAGAAAUCGGCAGCAAGCAUAAAGAGUUCGAAGAGACGGCCCAGAAGGUGCACUGCGCCAUCGACCAGCUGUCCGCCCUCGAGUGAGCCUCCU